Aaosphaeria arxii CBS 175.79 is the source of this 1825-nucleotide messenger RNA. RefSeq names its product cytochrome P450. Bases 257 to 1771 code for a protein of 504 amino acids. Lineage: Eukaryota; Fungi; Ascomycota; Dothideomycetes; Pleosporales. The record is from RefSeq and is a predicted model, not a curated record. The transcript has 4 exons. Gene Ontology annotation, molecular function: monooxygenase activity; heme binding; iron ion binding.
AUCUAAGUUGAGAUUCUACAAGUACAUCCAUCCACAAUGGUCCUAGUAUUCGUGUUCGUGACCACAAACAACGUAAAGUCCCCGACCCCACUCAUAAUUCCACGAAUCUCCAGGCAAACGUUUGUCAAGCUGCGGAUCCCUCUCCCUCUCUCGCACGGUCAACCACAACAGUCCGUCAAGAAACAUUUAGAUUCGGGGUCGUCAAGUGGUCAAAACUCCGCAAAGGAGGGCACAGCCAGGUCCCAUAGAUGACAUCAUGAUCUCCGUUGGAGGGCUGGAUGUUGUGGCUCAGGGCAUACUCGUCGCAAGUUUGUGUAUAGCAACAAUCUUUCUCUAUGCAUUCUACAACGUCUACUUGCAUCCGCUCCGUUCCUAUCCCGGCCCACGUCUCUGGUGCGCUUUCAGACUCCCCUAUGUUGUCAGUGUGCAGCGAGGCAAGAUCCAUACCCAGCUCACUGCGUUCCAUGGAAAAUACGGUCCUGUCGUUCGCAUCGCGCCCAACGAGCUAUCCUACGCAGACGGCGCUGCAUGGAAGGACAUCUACGCAAGCCGGCCCGGCCACCUCCCAUUCAAGCGCAACCCAACAUGGUUCAAGAAGCAACACCCCGACGAACCGGAGUCGAUCAUGGGACCGGAUGAAGACGCGCACGCCAGAAUGCGUCGCGCCUUCGCAAACUCCUUCUCGGAGAAGAGCCUUCGAGACCAGUCGCCAGCCGUGGAGGGUUACGUCUCCUCCAUGAUCGACAACUUCAAGCGCAGGAUCAAUCUUUCCAAAGGACGACGCAGUGCCACCGUGGAUUUGACCCAGUGGCUCAACUUUCUCACCUUCGAUAUCUCAGGCGACCUCUCCUUUGGCGAAUCCUUCGACUGCGUGAAGACAGGCAAAAUGCACUAUUGGGUCGAGAUCGUACAGGACUUUGGAAAGGGACUCGCCAUGGUCUCCGCGCUGAACCAGUACCCUCCCAUCGACAGACUCCUCCGCUUCGUCAUCCCGGAGAAGAUCAAGCAGCGACAACUCGACCACCGCCGCAUGAGCGCCGAGAAAGCAAAGAAAAGAGUGCACACGGAGUCCAACCGCCCAGACUUCGUAACCCCGGCAUUGAAGUACACCAAAGACAAGAACCAGCCCUUCACUGACGACGAAUGGGCCAUCAACAUGAUGAUCGUCGUCUUCGCGGGCAGCGAGACCACAGCGAGUGCCCUGACUGCCAUCAUGCGAGAGCUCGUGCAGAACCGCGGCGUCCUCCAGCGACUUUCAGGGGAAGUCAGACAGGCGUUCGAUAGUGAGCAAGACAUCACGAUCGCAUCGACGGGUAACCUCGCGUACCUCAACGCCGUCAUCAACGAGGGCCUGCGACUCGACCCGCCCGUCGUCAUCGGCGUCCCACGCGUCAUGCCAAAAGGCGGAGACAUCAUCUGCGGGAAGUUCGUCCCGGAGAACACAUACGUAACAUACAACCAAUACCCCUCGAACCGCCAACCCUCCAACUUCCACUCCCCCAACACCUUCCUCCCCGAGCGCUUCCUCUCCCCUGCUGCGGGAAAAGACGACUUCACGACCUUCCAGCCCUUCGGCAUCGGCCGCCACAGCUGCAUAGGAAUGAAGCUCGCGCUCGCGGAGAUGCGGCUCGUCGUCGCGAGGCUCGUUUACGCGUUCGAUUUUUCCCUUAAGGAUGCCAAGGAUCGCUGGGACUGGGGCGCGCAGGAUACUUUUAUUUUUUGGGACAAAAAACCACUGAACGUCGUUAUUAGAUUGAGUGGUGAGGCGUGAGGUUUGAAGUUCGGUGAUCUCUUUUGGGGUUUCUGGGGAAGAAGGGAUUGGUGG